AUGGUUGAUGUUCGUUUGAAGCUUAACACGGGGGCCACCUUGCCGGCCCUGGGGUUGGGCACCUGGCAAAGCCCCGAGGGUCAAGUCCGCGCCGCUGUCACAAGUGCCAUCCAGUCAGGCUAUCGUCACCUUGACUGUGCUUAUGUCUACGGAAAUGAGAGGGAAGUUGGCGAGGGUAUCAGAGAGGGUCUAGCAGCCGCCGGAAUCUCAAGAAGCGACCUGUUCAUCACUACCAAGCUUUGGUGCACAUAUCACACUCGAGUUGAACAGAAUCUAGACAAGAGUCUAGAGCUGCUUGGCCUCGAUUAUGUCGAUCUCUACCUUAUGCACUGGCCGAUUGCGAUGAACCCGGAUGGCAACCAUGAGAAUUUCCCCAAAACAUCCGAUGGGUCGAGGGAUUUGAUUCGCGAUCGAUCCCACAUCGAUACUUACAAGGAUAUGGAGAAGUUACUGGCGACAGGGAAGACAAAGGCAAUCGGUGUGUCGAAUUACUCCAAGGCAUAUCUAGAGCAGCUGUUGCCCCAGAUCAACAUUGUCCCCGCGGUCAACCAGAUUGAGAACCAUCCGCUACUACCCCAGCAAGAGAUUGUCGAUUUCUGCAUGGAGAAGGGCAUUAUAAUUACUGCCUAUAGUCCGCUAGGAAGCGCGGGAAGCCCAUUGUUAACAACGCCUGUUGUGGUAAAGUUGGCGGAAGAAAAGAACACGACUCCGAGCUCGAUCUUGCUCAGCUAUCACAUAGCCCGUGGGAGUGCUGUCCUGGCCAAGUCUGUUAAUCCUUCUCGCAUUGAGGAGAACAAAAGCAUUGUGAGCCUUUCGGAAAGCAAUCUCGCUUCACUGGCCGAAAUUUCUCGAAAUGGCGUCACUCGAAUUGUGUAUCCUGAUUUUGGGGUCGACUUGGGCUUUCCCGACAAGCGUUGA
This is a messenger RNA of Exophiala spinifera, 918 nucleotides long. RefSeq lists its product as uncharacterized. Gene Ontology annotation, cellular component: cytosol. NCBI's taxonomy places the organism in Eukaryota, Fungi, Ascomycota, Eurotiomycetes, Chaetothyriales, Herpotrichiellaceae. Gene Ontology annotation, molecular function: aldose reductase (NADPH) activity. The transcript is spliced from 2 exons. Bases 1 to 918 code for a protein of 305 amino acids. The record is from RefSeq and is a predicted model, not a curated record.